This is a messenger RNA of Spinacia oleracea (spinach), 555 nucleotides long. RefSeq lists its product as uncharacterized. The record is from RefSeq and is a predicted model, not a curated record. Bases 1 to 555 code for a protein of 184 amino acids. Lineage: Eukaryota; Viridiplantae; Streptophyta; Magnoliopsida; Caryophyllales; Amaranthaceae. The transcript has 2 exons.
AUGGUAUGUGUCACUACACCCAAGUUCUCACUCAUGUUGAAUGGUUCCACUCAUGGUUUUUUUGCAUCUAAAAGAGGGUUAAGGCAGUGGGAUCCCCUGUCACCCUUACUCUUUGUUGUGUAUGACCUCAUUCUAUGCUGUAAAGGGGAGACAACUUUUAUUUCAAUGCUUCUUCAAUGCUUCAAACUGUUCUCUGACACUUCUGGUCUGAAGGCUAACAUUCAGAAGUCCGCUUUUUAUUGUGCUAGUAUGCAGCAAGAGGUAAUUAAGCAGGUUGUGGAUCUUUCUGGGUUCACCAUUGGCACUUUCCCUUUCAGAUACUUUGGAGUACCAAUAUAUUUCAAGAGAAUCACAAAUGCGGAUUGUGAAAGCUUGGUGGAUAAAAUGCUGGCUAGAAUCAAGAUAUGGAGUUCAAGGAAUUUGUCUUUUGCUAGUAGGAUCACUCUCAUCAAUGCUGUGUUGAUGAGUAUCCAUUCUUACUGGGCUCAGGUGUUUGUUCUCCCUAAAUAUGUUCUUAAUACUGUGGAGACUAUCUGUAGAGCUUUCUUGUGGUAA